Saccharomyces cerevisiae S288C is the source of this 474-nucleotide messenger RNA. It is a transcript of the gene UBC9, whose product is annotated as E2 SUMO-conjugating protein UBC9. Lineage: Eukaryota; Fungi; Ascomycota; Saccharomycetes; Saccharomycetales; Saccharomycetaceae. The record is from RefSeq and is marked reviewed. The transcript has 2 exons. The coding region runs from base 1 to 474 and encodes 157 amino acids. Gene Ontology annotation, biological process: protein sumoylation. Gene Ontology annotation, molecular function: SUMO transferase activity. Gene Ontology annotation, cellular component: chromosome; nucleus.
AUGAGUAGUUUGUGUCUACAGCGUCUUCAGGAAGAAAGAAAAAAAUGGAGAAAGGAUCAUCCAUUUGGAUUUUAUGCCAAACCAGUUAAGAAAGCUGAUGGGUCCAUGGAUUUACAGAAAUGGGAAGCUGGUAUCCCAGGCAAAGAAGGUACAAACUGGGCGGGUGGUGUGUACCCAAUUACAGUCGAAUAUCCAAAUGAAUAUCCUUCAAAACCUCCAAAGGUUAAAUUUCCAGCCGGAUUUUAUCAUCCAAACGUGUAUCCAAGUGGCACAAUAUGUUUAAGUAUUUUAAAUGAAGAUCAAGAUUGGAGACCCGCCAUCACGUUAAAACAAAUUGUUCUUGGGGUUCAGGAUCUUUUAGACUCUCCAAAUCCAAAUUCCCCUGCUCAAGAGCCUGCAUGGAGAUCAUUUUCAAGAAAUAAGGCGGAAUAUGACAAGAAAGUUUUGCUUCAAGCUAAACAGUACUCUAAAUAG